UUCAAAAGUUCUGUCGACGUGAUUGGAUGAGGCAUUGUUGGAUUCUCCUUUCUUAACUGAGCGUCCGUUGCAACGUGCCGGAUUGCACCAAUCAGAAAUGAACACUGGUACUGAAAGAAAGUAAGCGUCGGCAUUCUGUGAUAUUACUUGUUCGCAGAUGUAACAACGGUAUCAACCUUAAAUCUAGUAUGACGUUUAUUAUACGAGCAGCUGCUUGCGUUACAUCAAAAUAUUAUAUUCUUUGUGAUUUACCGGAGCGACCAAACGAAAUUUUGAAUUGAACUACUAAGAAUUACUAUCGUUGCACAUCUUGAGUUACAUCGUUGAGCUGUGGGAAGCACAAUGACGGAUCUAACAGAGUUACGAAUGAACGUGGCCGCACUGAAACGAGUAGAUCCCUAUGUGAAAGAUAUUUUGGAAACUGCGACGCACGUUGCACUUUACACUUUCAACGCAGUGAAUAAUGAAUGGGAAAAAACCGACAUCGAAGGUGCAUUAUUCGUGUACUCGCGGAAUGGCGAGCCCUAUAACAGUGUUCUUAUCAUGAAUAGAUUAAAUACAAAUAAUCUAGUGGAACCUGUUACUCAUGGCUUGGACUUACAACUGCAAGAGCCAUUUUUAUUAUAUAGAAAUUCCAGAUGCAACAUUUAUGGUAUAUGGUUUUAUGACAAAGAGGAAUGCGUGCGCAUUGGCGCUAUGUUGAAUAAGCUUGUUAAAGAAUCGGAAGAAAAUCGGAAAGCUUGUAACAAGCCUGUUGUUAACGAGAAAAAAGAUUCUGGUCCUAACGUGAACAAUGUUGACAUAUUUAGUAUGCUUAGCAAAGCUCAGGAAGAUUUUAAUACUAAUAGAAAUAGUAGUAGCAGCGGAGGAGGAGGAAGUACCAGAGAGGGACAGGGCAUUAAGUCUCCUCUGGUUAUUCCUGGUACAGAAAAUGUAUCUGGUCCGUUAACUGCUCCGUUAGGUCCAGACGUUACUUCGCAAAGUGUAAUGGACUUUUUUGCAAAAGCAAAAGUUAAUACUGGUCAUUUUAAAGCUGGAGAUCAGCCUACACCAGGGGGCACUGUACCGAACGAGAGUAAACCUUUACUUGCACGCUUAAUGUCACAUCCAGCAGCACACACGGUAGAACACAUUGAAAAGCAACACAGAUCUAUAACUCCACAACCAGCCACUCAGCAACAAUCUCAAACGACUCCUACCGCUAUACUGACCGGUAAUAACGUGGCCAGUAGCACGGCAUCGAACAAAUCCAAAAGACGAAGCAAGACAGUGUCUCAACCAGAUUCUAUCAUAACUACACCAGCGUCUAUGACUCAGGAUAUUCCACCGCCUGUAAAUCCGAACACUGCAGACACAAACGGUACAACAGGAUUUCAUAGGAUACAGUCUCCGAUAAAUGUAUCAUCUUCUAAUUCAACGAAUCAUCAGGCCUCUGACGUUAUCGUCUCUAGUAAUUCGAAUCCACUUGCGUCUUUAUUUGCUCAUGCAUCUGUUACAUCGGCAUCGGAAGAUAUCAUUACCGCGCCUACUUUAUCGGGAAGAGGAUCGGCACCGGCAUUAAUACCUCCGGUUAUGUUUGCUGCACCUAGUCCGCCUGAACCCUUAACGAGACCGUUAGAACCGUUGACGAGGAACCAACUUCUUCAGGCUUUUAAUUAUUUGUUGAGAAGCGAUCCAGAAUUCAUCAACAAACUUCACGAGGCUUACGUGAAAUCGUUUGGCGAAAUUCUCUCCUAAAAACUAUGAUCUGUUAACUAAUGUAACUAGAACCCGUCAUGCGGGUUGUGACGGUCGACUGAUUAUAAAGCAUCGAGCAAAACCUAGUAUCCCUAUGUUGCGUGUACAUAGAUGGAACACAAUUGUCCUGCUCGAAUUUCAAUUGAACUUGACUGGUAGCCCAAUUAUUGUUGGGAAUGAACAAAAACAUAGAGAUACAAAUGAAGAUACAUACCUUAAGCAGUAUUUUUAUAAGCUAAAUACAUUUUUUCCCAAGAAAGGAGACGGAAUGGACCCGUGGAAGCGAAGCAAGAUUGAAACAAGAAAAACAAACCGAGCGAAGAAAUUACAAAAAAGCGGAACGAAACGAGGAAUGUGAAAAUUGUACGAUUUUAAACUGUGAUGCCAAAACAUUUAUAUUAUUACUAAACGUUUUAUGGUUACUAUUUCGAAAGUGGAACGAGACAAAUUUUCUGAGCUGAUCAAAUCGAUUGUUAAUUUUACAGAAUAAUGACAUACCCUUCCUGUAUAUCGGGUAUCGAUAUGGUAUGUGUAUGUAACUGAUAAAAAGGAGUAAAUAAAUAGAGAUCCGAUUACUGCAAAA
Megachile rotundata (alfalfa leafcutting bee) is the source of this 2320-nucleotide messenger RNA. RefSeq names its product decapping mRNA 1 (gene DCP1). The record is from RefSeq and is a predicted model, not a curated record. Gene Ontology annotation, cellular component: P-body. Gene Ontology annotation, biological process: deadenylation-independent decapping of nuclear-transcribed mRNA; positive regulation of catalytic activity; deadenylation-dependent decapping of nuclear-transcribed mRNA. NCBI's taxonomy places the organism in Eukaryota, Metazoa, Arthropoda, Insecta, Hymenoptera, Megachilidae. Gene Ontology annotation, molecular function: enzyme activator activity; mRNA binding.